Molecule: messenger RNA, 2181 nt
Organism: Vicia villosa (hairy vetch)
Lineage: Eukaryota; Viridiplantae; Streptophyta; Magnoliopsida; Fabales; Fabaceae
Exons: 3
Coding region: 1-2181 (726 amino acids)
Source: RefSeq, a predicted model, not a curated record
AUGUUAUCGUCGUCGGCCGUCCAACAGUUGGAAGCUCCUUUUUCUAUGGAGGAAGUGAAAGGUGUUGUGUGGGAAUGUGAUGGGGAAAAAUGUCCAGGUCCAGAUGGAUUCAACUUCAAUUUUCUGAGGAAAUGUUGGGGUAUCAUUGAGAAGGAUGUGUUUGAUUUCGUUUCUGAGUUUCAUAGCAGAGCAAACCUUCCAAAAGCGAUCUCUGCGUCUUUCACGGCUUUAAUACCAAAGAUUGACAACCCUCAGCGGUUAAAUGAAUACCGUCCUAUAAGCUUGGUGACUUGUUUAUACAAAAUUCUGGCUAAAGUGUUGGCAAACAGGCUGAAAAAGUGUAUCGGGGUGCUUAUUUCCAGCGCACAGACGGCGUUUGUUCCGGGCAGACAGAUUCAGGAUGGGGCGUUGGUGCUAAACGAGAUUAUUGAUUUAGCGACAAGAUCGGGACAGGAGUGUGUCAUCCUAAAGGUUGACUUUGCGAAGGCAUAUGACAAUGUUUCGUGGGAGUUUCUAAACUAUGUAAUGAGGAGGAACGGUUUUGGGGAGAAAUGGAUUAAGUGGAUCAAUGCUAGCAUUUGUCACAGCUCUAUAUCUGUCUUGGUGAAUGGAAGUCCAACAUCUGAUUUUUCAAUGGGAAAGGGCCUUAGACAAGGAGACCCUUUGUCUCCAUUCCUUUUUACCUUGGUGGCAGAAGGGUUAGCGAAAAUGAUGAAUCAGGCAGUGCGUUUGGGACUGUUUCAGGGUUUUAGAGUUAAUAACGAAACAAGACAUCAUCUUCUUCAGUUUGCAGACGAUAUGGUUGUAUUAGGGGAAGGAUCUUGGAGCAAUCUUAGAAUGAUCAAAGCUGUGCUGAGGGGCUUUGAAUUGGUUUCGGGACUGUAUGUCAACCUUGGUAAAAGCAGUUUGUACGGGGUUCAUUUGUCGGAAGAUUUUCUUCAAGAGGCCUCGGCGUUUUUAUGUUGUGAUAGGGGAUGUUUUCCUUUUAAUUUCUUAGGUAUUCCGGUGGGGGCUAAGCAUCGUACGAUGGCUGUUUGGGCGCCGGGUGUGCUAAAGGAGUUGAUUAAGAUUCAGAGGGAUUUUCUUUGGGGCUUUGGGGCGGAUAGGUCUGGAAUAGCAUGGGUUGGAUGGGAGGAAAUUUGUAAGAGCAAAUUGGAGGGAGGUUUAGGGGUAAGAUGUUUGCUGUCAGCUAAUGAAUCGUUACUAUGCAAGUGGAAGUGGAGAUUUCUUGUGGAGGAGGAUGUAAUAUGGAGGAAUUUACUAGUUCAUAGAUAUGGGGAGUUGGAGAAGAUUGGAAAUGGCAGGAAAGCUUUGUUUUGGAAAACAAGAUGGUUUGGGGAAGUUCCAUUUUCCAGCCUUUUCCCAGCUCUGUUCGAGGUGGUGGCAAACAAAGACGCAACGGUAUACGACAUGGGGCAUGUGGUGAACUCCAGUUGGGCGUGGGAUUUUGGGGUGUCAGAAAAUAAUCUUGCUGAGGAGGCUGCAGAGCAGCUAGCGGAAUUACGCACAAUUCUGAUUUUCGCUGCUCCAAAUCCCGAGAAGAAAGAUGAAUUUAUUUGGUUUCCCAAUGGGGCUGCAUCGUACUCGGUUGGAGGUGGUUAUGAUGUGCUCAGACGGAUUGUUAGUCAGCCUUGCCUAAAUCCGACAGAACUCGAAGCUGUAAAGUGUAUUUGGAAUUCUCAGGUCCCUUCAAAGAUUCAAGUGUUUGGCUGGAAAUGUAUUCGGGACAGAAUAGCUACAAGGGAACAAUUGAAUAAAAGGGGUGUGUUGUCUAAUAGUAUUCCAAACGAGUGCGCGCUUUGCAAUGGAGGUGGGGAAUCGGUGUUGCAUCUUCUAGUUCUCUGUCCAUUUGCAAGAGCUGUAUGGCAGCAGGUAUGUGCAUGGGCUGAUAUUGCUUUCUAUCAUGCAGUCUCCCUUGUUGAUCAUAUGAUGCUGUUCUACGCUUCGGUUGGAAGGAGAGUCCCGGCGAAGAAGAAGUUAUUGCUGUGGUUGGCAGUUAUUUGGGCAAUUUGGUGUAGACGUAAUGCAGUUAUAUUAAAAAAUGAGGAGGCAGUGGUUGCAGAGGUUUUCGAGCAAAUUCGGUUAUUUUCUUGGCAUUGGCAGAUAAUAGGAGAGAAAGCAAAGGGUCCAACUAAUUUUUACUUUUGGUGCCAAAACCCUUUGGAUUUAUUGUCAGGGUAA